Messenger RNA from Dujonia railenensis, 1230 nucleotides. NCBI's taxonomy places the organism in Eukaryota, Fungi, Ascomycota, Pichiomycetes, Serinales, Debaryomycetaceae. The record is from the annotation of a GenBank genome assembly.
AUGUCCCAAGGUACUUUAUACUCUACUGAACAAACCCGUGGUAUUGCUCCAAGAGCUCUUAUCAAGCACUUCAAUCUUGAUAUUGCCAUUGAAAACAAGGAAGCUCCAGCUUACAAGGCCGCUUUCCCAUUGGACAAGAUUCCAGCUUUCAUUGGUCCAAAGGGAUUCAAGUUAACUGAAAUUAUUGCUAUCUCCGUUUACUUCGUUAACUUAGGUGAACAAAACUCCAAGUUAUUAGGUAAGAACGCUCAAGACUACGCUCAAAUCUUGAAAUGGAUCUCUUUCGCUAGUUCUGAAGGUGUUCCUCACAUUUCUACUGCCUUCAAGGGCUUAACCGGUGCUGCUCCUUACAACAAAAAGAACAUUGACGAAGCUUUAAAGAGUUUAGCUGUCACCAUCGGUGUCUUCGAAGAAAGAUUAUUGAACUACACCUACUUGGUUGGUGAAAGAUUGACUUUAGCCGAUAUUGUUGCCGCUACUCUUUUAGUCAGAGGUUUCGACUACCUUUUCGACAAGGAAUGGAGAGCUGCUAACCCAAACACUGCCAGAUGGUUCAAGACUGUUUUCUCCCACCCAAUCAUUAAGAAUGUUGUUGGUGAAUACAAGUUCAUUGAAAAGGCUGUUCAAUACACUCCACCAAAGAAGGAAAAGAAGCAAGCUGCUCCAGCCGCCAAGAAGGAAAAGGCUCCAGCUGCUAAGAAGGAAGCUGAAGAAGAAGCUGCCCCAGCUGAAGCCCCAAAGCCAAAGCACCCAUUGGAAGCUUUAGGUAAGCCAACUGCCGCCUUAGAUGAGUGGAAGAGAGUUUACUCCAACGAAGAAACCAGAGAAACCGCCAUCCCAUGGUUCUGGAAGAACCAAUACGAUCCAAAGGAAUGGUCAUUAUGGAAGGUUGACUUCAAGUACAACGAUGAAUUAACUUUAACCUUCAUGUCCAACAACUUGAUCGGAGGUUUCUUUGCUAGAUUAUUAGCUUCCACCAAGUACAUGUUCGGUUGUUUGGUUGUCUACGGUGAAAACAACAACAACGGUAUUACUGGUUUCUUCUUGGUCAGAGGUCAAGAUGUUGUUCCAGCUGUUAACGUUGCUCCAGAUUGGGAAUCUUAUGAAUUCACCAAGUUGGAAGACUCACCAGAAACCAGAGAAUUCGUUGACAACAUGUUAGCAUGGGACAAGCCAGUUAUCGUUAACGGUGAAUCCAGAGAAAUCGCUGACGGUAAGGUUUUCAAAUAG